UCGGCUAAGGAAAUCAGCGCCGGAGGAGAGAUACCCUCCCGCCCUUCUGCCAGCUCAUUAAAAACAACAACAAAAGUCUUUCCUGCCUUGAUGUGAGUGCGGCUCAGAGAAGCUGGUCCCCGGCGAGCGGGCGCUCAGGCCGGCUCCACCAGCAGCUCCCGCCCGGGAGCGGCGCGGCUCGCCCCCUUCACGGCUCCCACUCCCUCGGUGCACGCCGCGCUGCUCACGGAGGGGCCGGGGCGCGCCAGGCGGAGCCGCGCGGAGCCCACCACCGCCGCCGCCCGGGGGAACCGCACGGCGUGACGCGGCUCACCGAGCGCGCUUUCCAGCUCCGGCCGCAGACACCGGCGGCGCCGCAGCACCAGAUUUCAGCAACAUGAUGGCAGAGCAUAGCCAUGUGCAAAAUCGGCAGGAUUUACAAAAUGGUAGCGUAGAAGAAGGCUUUGUGGUGCAUUCCCUUGAGAACGACCCCCAAAACGUGAUGGAGAACCUGGGCCCGAAGAAGUAUUCUUCCAGUCUGAGGUUCAAAGCCAACGGGGACUAUUCUGGCUCCUAUCUGACCCUCUCGCAACCUGUGCCUACCAAGAGGAGCCCUUCUCCUCUGGGCACUGGCGUCAGAAGUAGCCCCUCCUUGGCCAAAAUCCAAGGAAGCAAGCAGCUCUCCUGUGAUGGAACUGACAAAAGUAUGUCCAUGAAACCUCCCACACCUCUACUCAGCACCACCCCCAGUGGAUACCUCUUGGGGAGAGCUGACUUUGAAAAUUAUACAGGCCGGGACAGCGAAAAGUCCUUGAGGCUCUCUGAGAAGCCUCCCUAUUGCAAGUACAGCUCAAGGAAUAAAUCACAUGACAACGUGUACUUUCUCGGAGGGCUGGAAGGCAGGAAGGCAUCUGGCUCGCUCCUGGCCAUGUGGAGUGCAGGCGCCCUGGGUGACACUGGCCCCUCUCCCAUCAGCAGAUCGGGGGCAGCAAGCAUGCCUUCGAGCCCAAAGCAAGCCAGGAGGAUGAACAUGCAAGACAACCUGACGCUGCAGCCCAGGUCAAGCAGACACAGGGAGCUGGCGUCGGAAAACACCAGCGGAAGAACCAGGAAGUAUUCGGGCAGCAGCCUCAGUCACAUGGGAGCCUACAGCCGCUCGCUUCCCAGGUUGUACAAAGCCACAGAGAAUCAGCUGACGCCUCUCAGCUUGCCUCCAAGACACUCCCUGGGCAAUUCCAAACGAACAAAACUGGGGGAAAAGGAUCUACCUCAUAGCCUUGUGGACAACGACAAUUAUCUGAAUUUUUCCUCUUUAAGCUCAGGAGCUCUACCCUACAAGACCUCUGCCUCUGAGGGCAAUCCCUAUGUCAGCUCCACCCUCAGCGUCCCCGCCAGUCCCCGCGUGGCCCGCAAGAUGCUUCUGGCCUCCACCUCGUCCUGUGCCUCCGAUGACCUUGACAGGGCCCCGUACCCGGGGAGCAGUCCCAACCACUCGUUUCCUCCUGGGGAGCCAGACAGACUGUUUGUGGCCAGGAGGAACUUCUCUUGUGGAUCUGUGGAGUUGGAUGAUGCCGAUUUGGACAGCCUCAGACAGGCCUCAGGAACCCCCCAGCCUGCCCUUCGGGAACGGAAGAGCAGCAUCAGCUCCAUUUCAGGGCGCGAUGACCUCAUGGACUAUCACCGGCGGCAGCGGGAGGAAAGACUCAGGGAGCAGGAGAUGGAGCGACUGGAGAGACAGCGUCUGGAGACGAUCCUCAGCCUCUGUGCUGAGUACACAAAGCCCGACAGUCGCUUGUCCAGUGGCACCACCGUGGCGGAUGUGCAGAAAAUCAACAAGGAGCUUGACAAGCUGCAGCUCUCCGAUGAGGAAUCCGUGUUUGAGGAAGCCCUGGCGAGCGCUGAUUCCAGAUACAGGUGCCACCGGAAGGGCUCGCUCCACGAUGCGGACUUGGCUGGCUUCGGGAGCCUGGGUCAGAGCGGUGGCAGCUUCCUUGCUCCCAGGAGCAUCAGGAACGAGGAACUGCUCCGUGACCUCACCAGGACGCCCCCACCACCACCCUCUGCCUUUCUGAAAGCUUCCAGCGAGUCCUCUUACCUAAGCAUCCUACCCAAGACCCCAGAGGGUGUAAGUGAAGAGCAGAGGGCUCAGGAGCUGGCCGCCAUGGAAGAUGCCCGGAUAGUAAUUCUGAACAACCUGGAGGAGCUUGAACAAAAAAUCAAAGAUAUAAAUGACCAGAUGGAUGAAUCUUCCAGAGAGUUGGAUAUGGAAUGUGCUCUUUUGGAUGGAGAACAGAAAUCUGAAACAACUGAACUUAUGAAGGAGAAGGAGAUUUUGGAUCAUCUAAACCGGAAGAUCGCCGAACUGGAAAAGAACAUUGUUGGUGAAAAGACCAAGGAGAAGGUAAAGCUUGAUGCUGAAAGGGAAAAACUAGAGAGGCUUCAGGAGCUUUACUCCGAGCAGAAGACCCAGCUGGACAAUUGUCCUGAGUCCAUGAGGGAACAAUUACAGCAACAACUGAAGAGGGAUGCAGACCUACUGGAUGUUGAAAGCAAACACUUUGAAGACCUGGAAUUCCAGCAGCUGGAACAUGAGAGCCGACUGGAUGAGGAAAAGGAGAACUUGACCCAACAGCUCCUCCGUGAAGUGGCUGAAUAUCAACGGAACAUUGUUACUAGGAAGGAAAAAAUUUCUGCAUUGAAAAAGCAAGCCAAUCACAUUGUCCAGCAGGCUCAGAGAGAACAAGAUCAUUUUGUGAAAGAAAAGAAUAAUUUAAUAAUGAUGCUACAAAGAGAAAAGGAGAAUCUUUGUAAUUUGGAAAAGAAAUACUCCAGCCUGUCUGGGGGGAAAGGGUUCCCUGUUAACCCUAGUACUCUAAAAGAGGGCUAUAUCACUGUAAAUGAAAUUAAUGAGCCAUGUGGCAAUUCCACGACUCUGUCCCCUUCCACUCAGUUCCCUGCUGAUGCUGAUGCUGAUGCUGUUGCCACUGAGCCUGCCACGGCUGUGCUGGCGAGCCAGCCACGGAGUAAAGAGCAAAGCUCUCCUGUCUGCUCUGGAUUUGUGUUUCCUUCCACCCUUUCUGCUCAUCCUGUCACUCAACCUCCAUCAGACUCAUGGCCUGAAGUCAUGGCUCCAUCUAUCGAACCUUUCCCUUUAAAUGACACACCUCCUCCUCUGCCAGCUAAGAAACACAGGAGGCAGCAGCCCCAGGAGCAACAGCACUUUAGAAGUCUGGAAGAAAGGAAAAAACAGCAUAAAGAAGGCCUCUAUCUGAGUGACACUUUGCCUCGAAAGAAAACCACACCUUCCAUCUCCCCACAUUUCAGCAGUGCUACAAUGGGGAGAUGCACCACCCCAAAGGCUCACCUGCCCCUGGGACAGAGCAACAGCUGUGGCAGCGUGCUUCCUCACUCACUGGCUACCAUGACCAAAGACUCUGAAUCUCGGAGGAUGCUCAGAGGAAGAAUGAAUUCCUCAGCAGGAGCAAUUACUAAUUCCAAAAGUUCAAGUAUCAAAGGUUAUAAUCACCAACAGAUGAGCGAAGGACAAAGGCAAAAAUCCUCAGAAUUUUACAACCGCACAGCAUCUGAAUCCAAUGUCUACUUGAAUAGCUUCCAUUACCCGGAUCACAGCUACAAGGACCAAGCUUUUGAUACUUUGAGCCUGGACAGCUCAGAUAGCAUGGAGACCAGCAUCUCGGCCUGCUCACCUGACAAUAUUUCCAGUGCCAGCACUUCAAAUAUUGCCAGAAUAGAAGAAAUGGAGAGACUGUUGAAGCAGGCUCACGCAGAAAAAACAAGGCUGCUUGAAUCCCGGGAACGGGAAAUGGAAGCCAAAAAACGAGCUCUGGAAGAAGAAAAACGGCGCAGAGAACUCCUGGAAAAACGGCUGCAGGAAGAAACCAGCCAGAGACAGAAGUUAAUAGAGAAGGAAGUGAAAAUAAGAGAGAAACAAAGAGCACAGGCUCGUCCUCUGACACGUUAUCUGCCUGUCCGGAAGGAAGACUUUGAUUUGCGGAGCCACGUGGAGACUGCUGGCCACAAUAUUGACACCUGUUACCAUGUGUCCAUCACAGAGAAAACCUGCCGAGGAUUCCUCAUCAAGAUGGGUGGGAAAAUUAAAACCUGGAAAAAACGCUGGUUUGUUUUUGACCGAAACAAGCGAACAUUCUCUUACUAUGCAGAUAAACAUGAAGCUAAAUUAAAAGGAGUAAUAUACUUUCAAGCCAUUGAAGAAGUGUAUUAUGACCACCUUAAGAAUGCUAAUAAGAGUCCCAAUCCAUUACUUACCUUCAGCGUCAAGACACAUGACAGAAUCUACUAUAUGGUGGCCCCAUCACCAGAAGCUAUGCGGAUCUGGAUGGAUGUUAUAGUUACUGGGGCAGAAGGUUACACUCACUUCUUGUUAUAGUGAGCAGAGGAAGAAUCCAGUUCAGGGCACACUGCAAUAAUCUCUUACAAGAAUGAAGCCAUAUUCAAUCCCAGAUGGAAAGACCCAACAGACUCAUCCUUUUAACUUGUACACACUCAGAGAAACCCAACAGACCCAUCCCUUUAACUGUAUACACUCAGAGUUCCUUUCAUAUUAACGAGAAGUCAUUUUUUUAAAGGAAAAGGGGUUUUAAUUCAAAGCUUAAUCAUGAAUAGCAAAAGAAUUGAAGCUCCUAUGAGAAACACUAUUUUGAUAAAUAGUAUCACUUAAAGGAAACUUUCUUACAAACUAUUUUUUUUAAAUCAGCUGUUGGUUUUGGUGGGAUAAACAGUUUACAAAAUGUCUGUAUAUGUGUACUUGGAAAUAUGGAAUUAUUAGGGUAUCCAAAUAAUUGGCAUUGACAUUAUUGGUAAUCAACAGGCUUUUUUAUUAAGUAACAUUUUAUAAAAAUAAGCAAAUAAGGGCUUGGAGAGGAAUAUGUUUGGGGAAUUUUGCCCUUUUUUUUAAAGUCCUACACCAAAACCAAAGACUUGGCAUGAAUUCUGUUUAUCAGUUGUAGUUUCAAACUAAACUGCAUUUAGUCUUAUUCUGUAUAAUGCCACCAAAUGCCCAGGAAAUUGACUUUGCAGUGUGACCACAGCUUAAGCUACUAUAUAUAUCUAAAACUACUUCAUGUAAAAAAGAAACAAAAGCUGUGCGUUUCAGAAAAGCCAUCUUCGGUAGCAGACAUUUUGUUACAUUGGGCAAUUAGGAGUCAGGAGCUUGUUUUGCUAACGAUUACUCCAUUCUGGGUGCUGAGAAUAAAGGCAUCCUGUAGUUCAUUUCAGUUGUCUGAUUUCUCUUUGUUAUGGAGCACACUAGCUAAUUGCACUGUCACAUGACAUAUUAUAAUAUCAUAGCUCCAUUUUCACCAAAGAACAGACCAAUUAAAAUACUUAUUUGUAGAAGUGGUAUAGUUCUAUAGAAAGGCAAAUGAAAUUCAACUUCAUAUUGUCUGAAAUGUACUAUUUUUAUUAUGUGUUUCUUUACAAUUUGCCUUUGUUUUUUAGAGUUAAAUUAAUUUUUGUUGAAUGAAAUGACUUCAGGCAAGUCUGUUUAUAAAUGGUUUUUCAAAUGCAUUUAUUUUAGUUUUUCAUGUUCUGUGCGUUUUAAGUAUGAAUGUAUUCUUUCUUAGAUAAAUGAAUAGAAGUAGAAAAUGAUGAUAUCACUUACUAGCACAAGAUGAAAUGAUAGGAUUAGAAGUGUCUAUAAAACUUUUUCAGACCUAAUUUGGGUACAUUUUUAAAAUUUGCAGUGUAGUUCGUAUACAUAUGUACAUGUUACCAAUAAUAAGAUUUUUCAACUGGAUGAUACAAGGUUUUACUUGAACAAUAAUGGACAAAAAUCAUGAUUUUUAAAGACAUUUUUAAAAAUCUAAUUUUGUAGAGAUCACCCUUAAACUCUGUAAUGGUCUAAAAGAAUGAAAUGUAAUUUCUAAGAUUUUUGGUAAUGUAAAGAUAAAACUUUCUUGUACUGUAUUUUCUUCAUAGGGUUGUAAAAGUAGCCUAAUCAGCUUGCAUGAUGUAGUCAACCUUCUAAGUAUGUGUGUUAAAUAUAUUGCGUUUGGAUUAAAAUGUUGACCUGAUUCCACAUUUGAAAAUAAACUCUUUCAUUUGGAAGUUA
Oryctolagus cuniculus (rabbit) is the source of this 6070-nucleotide messenger RNA. The record is from RefSeq and is a predicted model, not a curated record. NCBI's taxonomy places the organism in Eukaryota, Metazoa, Chordata, Mammalia, Lagomorpha, Leporidae.